UCUUCUGAAUUGGGAUUGGAUUGCUUUAUGUAAUGCUCGACAAGAUUGCAUAUAUUUAUAUAUUAAUACAUAUAUGUAUUGAGCUACGCACACGUGAAACCACCUACAUUCCAACUUUACGACACAUCCGGGUUUUUAUUAUUAUUGGGUUUUUAUUAGCCGAUAUUUAUGAAAUUUUUCGGCUAUAUAGAGACGUUCAGGUGCAUGUGGUUGCAUAUAUGUAUAUACAUAUGUAUAUUGAAUAUUGAACCUUUAAGUUUCUCGGCGUAAUGUAAUUCUGAACUAAGCAAUAUAUAAUAAUAUGUCUUUAGGACGCAUUCUUAAGUGGAGCCCUUAUAUCAAAUAUGGCAGCUGUAACUUUAGAAGCUCUGAUUUAUCUUCAGAAAACCUAGUGCACACAUGGCACACAAUUGCGUCAGUAGGAAACUUAAGAUUUUGCAAUACUUUACUCAAUCGAGUACUUAACAUCCUAACGCAAUUAGUUACCCCCAUAUAAUACGAUAAGAUAUAGGCGUUUCUUUCUUUCUCUAUUCUCGUGACAGCCUAAUUGGUAUUCCAAUAAUUUAUUGUGCGAAUUACAGUUAUUUCUAUUGCGUACUACGCUUGCCCAUUCAUGCACAAAAUGUACCAAUUGUUAUUAAAAAGAAAAUAAUUUGCAGUGAGAUAGCGAGGCAGUGCAGAGAUACCCUAUAAAACAGUUGUUUCAAAAAAUGUAUAUUACAUCUGAAGUAACAUAAUAAAUGAAUCAACUUUUAUUGAGUGAACGUAAUGUUCUAUUGAAUAUGUGCAAGAUCCCGAAAACGAAAGGGUCUUUCAAAUGUUCACUAUAUUCGCAGCUGAAUAUAAGAUUUCAGAGAUUGAAUCUAGUAUAAAAGUAGUUAAACGUAAAGUUUAGUAACUACAGCUCGAAGUACAGGCAAUAUAUUAUUUAAUAACUGAAGUGAAGUUAGUCGACUUCAUGGCAACUUGAGAUGUUUUCUGCUGUCGCUUCGACUGUUACAUACGUUUGGGCAAAAAUAUCAUACCUUGUGCAGCCAGGUAAAUCAUAGUAAACAGUUCGAGCGUUAUCUUUAAGGAUGGGUGGCAUAUGGGUGGUGUACAAAGGCAUGAAGCGAUACAAGUGUGGUACGAAAGUGAAAACAACUAACGAGCCAGCAGAAAUCAGAUUUGAUAUAUUAAUAACCAACAACAGCAACGACAGCUGGGAAGCUCCUGAUGGCAGUUGUCACACCUGCAAUCAAAUCAGAAAUGCAUAUAAUUCGUUUUGGUGGCGACCUCUCGCGUGCCGCAAUAAGCACGGGCUGCCGUAUAAAAGGGAGGCACCGCCUAGGGCAGCCCCAACAUUAGCAGCAUGUUGUUGUGGAGUACGUGUGUGCUGUGGCUGCUAGCUGUCAGCCCAGGAGUCGCGACUGAGGAGUCCCGCCGGCAGUGUGUCAGGUCCAGUCUGAUCGAGCGACAUCGUUUGAAUCCCCAGCUCUUUGCGAGCUGUGAUGGGGCGCGUUUCAGGCGUCGUGUGGAUGCGACAUUUCAUGGUAAGCCGAAGCCGCGCGCCGAGCUCUUGGCCAACAAAUUCCUACCAUCAUACAGCUUGGAGCAGACCAAUUCGCUGGUGGAGCUCGUCACCAAAAUAGCCAAAGAGUAUUUGGUUAAAUGCCCGCCGAUCAUCUACUACGACAGCACGGUGACCAGGACGAAUGGGCACCUCUUGGAUAAACUGUUCAAGACCAUGCCAGUGACGUUUUAUCAUGGAAGCAUCAAGGACAACUUCGAGCCGAGGAAUCCCAACUUCAUGAGUCACAUCGAUACCAACUGCAAGAGCUAUAUCCUGUUCCUAUCCGAGCCAGUGAUGGCGCGCAAGAUUUUAGGCCCCCAGACGGAGAGUCGAGUGGUCGUUGUUUCCAGCUCGUCGCAGUGGAAGUUGCGCGACUUCUUGAGCUCCGAAUCGUCAUCGAAUAUCGUCAAUCUGUUGGUCAUUGGUGAAUCCUUGAUGUCAAGUCAAGAGCGCGAGCGACCCUAUGUCCUAUAUACGCACAAGUUAUAUGCAGAUGGUCUAGGAUCCAAUUAUGGAAUAGUUCUGACCAGCUGGAUCCGGGGCGCAUUCUCGCGUCCCCACAUCAAUUUGUUUCCGAACAAGUUCGAGAAUGGCUUUGCCGGACAUCGUUUCCAGGUAUCGGCUGCCGAUCAGCCGCCAUUUAUCUUUCGCAUCCGGUCGCUGGACUCGUCGGGUAUGGGCCAGCUGCGCUGGGACGGCGUCGAGAUGCGCCUGAUGAACAUGAUUGCCCAGCGUCUGAACUUCAGCUUGGACAUAACUGAGACGCCCAAUGUUGCCAGCUCUCGCAGCGCCGUGGACAGCAUUCAGAUGCAGAUUUUGCAGGGCAGCGUUGACAUAGGCAUGUCCGGCAUUUACUUGACGGAGUCACGAAUGCUGGAGACGGACAUGUCUGUGGGUCACUCGCGUGACUGUGCGGCAUUCAUAACGCUAGCAUCGAAGGCCCUGCCCAAAUACCGGGCCAUAAUGGGGCCCUUUCAGUGGCCAGUCUGGGCGGCACUGGUCUCUGUGUAUCUGGGUGGCAUAUUCCCCAUUGUCUUCACAGAUCGACUGACUCUGAGCCAUCUAAUUGGCAAUUGGGGUGAAAUAGAGAACAUGUUCUGGUACGUCUUCGGUAUGUUCACCAACGCGUUCACAUUUACGGGCAAAUACGCCUGGGGCAAUACGGAGAAGACAUCCACUCGCCUUCUAAUCGGCUCUUACUGGCUGUUCACCAUUAUCAUAACAUCUUGCUACACAGGCUCUAUUAUUGCGUUCGUCACACUGCCCGCCUUUCCGGAUACCGUCGACUCUGUAACGGACCUGCUUGGUCUCUUCUUUCGCGUUUGCACGCUGGACAACGGUGGCUGGGAGACUUGGUUCCAGAACUCCACACAUGAAGCCACGUCCAAGCUGUACAAGAAAAUGGAGUUUGUUAGCACCCUGGAGGAGGGUAUUGGCAAUGUUACUCAGAGCUUCUUCUGGAAUUACGCGUUUCUCGGCUCAAAGGCGCGGCUUGAAUAUCUCGUUCAAUCUAACUAUUCUAAUGAUAACCUCUCGCGACGUUCGGCAUUACAUCUGAGUGAAGAAUGCUUUGCACUCUUUCAAAUUGGAUUCCUCUUUCCACGGAACUCGGUGUACAAGCAGAAGAUUGAUUCGAUGAUAAUGAUGGCACAGGAGAGUGGACUAAUGAUCAAGCUGGGUCAUGAGGUCAGCUGGGCCAUGCAGAGGUCUGCCACGGGGCGACUCUUGCAGGCGAGCACCACCUCAUCGCUGCGAGAAAUCAUACAGGAGGAGCGUCAGUUGACCACCGCUGACACGGAGGGCAUGUUUCUGCUGAUGGGCAUUGGCUACUUAAUGGGCGCGAUCGCAGUCGUCUCCGAGAUCGUUGGCGGCAUCACCAAUAAGUGUCGGCAAAUCAUAAAGCGCUCACGCAAAUCCGCCUCCAGCACUUGGUCAUCACAGCACAGCUCAGCCGUUGUACGCACCAUAGCCGAGCAGCAGGCACACGAUGUGCGUAAAGCGGCGCGUCGGCAUGCUGCCGAGGAUGCCAAUCAACGGAUGGGAUUCGGAAUGCGAGAGUUCAAUCUGACACGAACAACGCUACGCGAACUAUAUAAUGCCAACAGGUCGGAGACCCAGCCACUGCAGUUGUCCGAUUCACACCCAUUGGAUGCAGCUCCUCUUUCGUCGAUUACCAUCAAAGAGGUGCCCACUGAAGUCUAUGAGACCUUGGACGGUCUCGAUCAGUUCAUAGCCCGACUGGAGUUGGCCGAUGGGCAGGAAGACACCGAACUCAGCGAAAACGAUAUUUCCAAUGGAGGACUCGACAUCGAACAAGAUCAUCACAUCGAUUAGAGCUCGCAAACGUCCUAUGACUUCAUACAGAAAAAGCGCUAGAGUGUAUUAGAGCUCUAUCUAACUGCAGCCCCAGUCUCAUAUCACUCCGUGUUUUAAAGUAAAAGCUCAAAUAAAGAUGUGUUUAAACGACCUUUGCAUUUA
Messenger RNA from Drosophila mojavensis, 4030 nucleotides. RefSeq names its product ionotropic receptor 21a (gene Ir21a). The record is from RefSeq and is a predicted model, not a curated record. The transcript has 5 exons. NCBI's taxonomy places the organism in Eukaryota, Metazoa, Arthropoda, Insecta, Diptera, Drosophilidae. Bases 1352 to 3886 code for a protein of 844 amino acids. Gene Ontology annotation, molecular function: ligand-gated monoatomic ion channel activity. Gene Ontology annotation, cellular component: membrane.